Molecule: messenger RNA, 727 nt
Organism: Oenanthe melanoleuca
Lineage: Eukaryota; Metazoa; Chordata; Aves; Passeriformes; Muscicapidae
Gene: MRPL35
Product: mitochondrial ribosomal protein L35
Exons: 4
Coding region: 27-563 (178 amino acids)
Biological process (GO): translation
Cellular component (GO): ribosome; mitochondrion
Molecular function (GO): structural constituent of ribosome
Source: RefSeq, a predicted model, not a curated record
GCGGCCCCGCCCGGCGCAGCGUGGCCAUGGCGGCGGCGGCGGCGCGCGGGGCCCUGGCGGGGAUCCUGCGGCGCUGGGCCCCCCGCGCCCUCCCGCUCUGCGGCCCCUCCGCCCGCUGCGUCGGGCACGGACCGGCCCCGGCCCCGGCCCCGGCCCCGGCCCCGCUCUGGACCCCGCGGCAGCUCGGCGAGAACCGGCCCCGGGCAGGGACCCCCUCGGUGCUCAGCAGUGUCACACCUCUACUUCCAAGUUUACUCCAGCAGCCAGUGAGGACCCUCACCUACUGCAGCUUACGGAAAGGAAAGAGGAAAAGUGUGAAAUCUGUGGUGAAAAGGUUCCUCCGGCUGCACAAUGGCCUCUGGGUUAGGAGAAAGGCUGGUUAUAAGAAGAAGCUGUGGAAGAAGUCAGCUGCCAAGAGGAAGCGUUUGAGGGAGUUUGUGUUGUGCACAAGGACACAGUGUAAACUCCUGGAUAAAAUGACCACUUCCUUCUGGAAAAGGAGGAACUGGUACGUUGAUGACCCCUACCAGAAGUACCACGACCGCACGAACCUUCGUGUGUAGCAAUCUUGGCUUUGCACAUCUCUAGGAAAGGGGGAGUGGUUGUGUGGCAUGCUUCUUUGGAACAUAAAUCUGCAAUGCCUGUACUUUUUUUAAAUAAACAUGUGCAUAUCAUCUGAGCAGAAUUAUGGGAAUCAAUGCACAAAAUAAAGGAAUUCUCAAGAUUA